This is a messenger RNA of Fusarium falciforme, 687 nucleotides long. Its product is annotated as Sacchrp-dh-NADP domain-containing protein. Lineage: Eukaryota; Fungi; Ascomycota; Sordariomycetes; Hypocreales; Nectriaceae. The transcript has a single exon. The record is from RefSeq and is a predicted model, not a curated record. Bases 1 to 687 code for a protein of 228 amino acids.
AUGUCAAGAAUGCAAGGCGGCUCACUUCACACUGUUCUUGACGUGGCCGAGCACUGCGGUAUUGGCGGGUGGCUGAAUGGAGACUCGUGGAUCUUGUCCCAGGCACCGAAGCCCCUCAAAACACCCCCAGUUGGUCUCCUUGGUUAUCGUUAUGACCUUGUCUUGGGCCACCUUGGGACGUCAUUUGUUGCAUGGGGGAACCAAUCAGUUGUCCAACGCUCUGCCAGCUUCGACGUCCGAACCUACGGUCGAGAUUUCAUUUUUCGCGAGUAUAUUCCAACUUCCAGUUUCUUCUCUGCGGCCAUCGUCCACGUUAUCACCAAGAUCGGUAUUAUCCUCCUCUGUAUUUCUUGGUUCAGAUCAUUUGUUCGUGGAAAGGCGCUUGAUCCUGGAUCUGGCCCAGACAGAGAAGAAAGCAGAAGAGUUGAGAGUGCUGAGUGGAAAGCUACGGCGUAUAUGAAAGGGGAAAAGGAGCCUGUGGCCGUGGCGGAAUUUGGGUACCAAGGUGCACUAGUUGACAUGGCUGCCAUCCUAGCCGUUGAAGCUGCAGCCACGAUUAUGGAGAUGGCCGAGGUCAAGGCUGAUGGAUCACCUAUAGUUGGUCUUCUAACACCCUCCACAUUGGGUUUGUGGUUUGUUGAUCGGCUGAAGAAAGCAAGAUUCACUUUAGGCGUGUAUCGAGUAUGA